UCCAAGGGUACAUUAUUCAUUUUGUAACAUUUUAUAACUUUUUUUGUGAAAUAUAACACUGAGUUUAGUGCACAAAUCCUAAAUUGAAACAAUUUAAUUUUCACAAAAUGAAUACAAAGAUCCUAUAUCAAGAACUAAAACAUUACCUGUACCCUUAAGCCCUCAUAAUUUACUCUUGAAAAUAUAUUCUUUGUAAUUAAGACAUUUUCUCACAGCUUACACUUGAAAUCCUUGAAAGAAGAAAUUAUUCUUUUUUUUUUGAAAGGAGAAUGAACAUACAAUUGUUUAUAUUAAUUUAUAUUAAUGGUACUUAGCACACUAGUAAUGGUGCUAAAUAAUUUCUUAAUGAAUUUGUAGAGUUUGUAGACUUAUGUUGUGCAGGACUAAUUUUUUGAUGUUCCCAUGGUUUUAAAAUGAGAUUUAAAACUGUUUACAGGAAAUCACUUCCAUCUAAAAUUGUUACUAAGAAUAGAUAUUAUUACUAUUUUAAUAUGCUAAAAUAGUUUAAGCUUUGGAUUACUUAAGUAUUAUCUUAUAAAGCAUUAUUAUUUUAUAUAUAAAGGAACAGAUGCCUACAAUUACAGAAUUUUUUUGUCAUGUUUGUAAAUAGUCUUCCAAUCAUAUCUCCCAGGUAUUCUCCCUGGUUUUUAAAAUUAUGUAAAUACAUAGGCUAUCCAUUCCCUUCACUAAGUCUUCACUAUUAGUAAAGUUUGAUGUGUUUCAUCAGCAAUAUGAUAUAAAGCAAUGGGUUUUCUAUAUUUCACACAGCACUGGGCUCUGCGAAGCGUCUCUGGGGGUUCUUUGAUGUCUAGACAGUUUAAAUUAUGCCUGCUCCCCUGCCUCCGAAUUCCACCCCUGUUCUGCUUCAGGGGUUGUGGGAAACAAAAACAAACCAGAAGGGUUCCACAGCCCUACAGUCCAGGGAAGAAAACAAACAAGUAGAAUAAGCUGUAUAUCCACCCUGGCAGGUGUAUAGGAAAGGGCCCAAUUAUAAGAGAUGGAAAAAAAAAAUGAAAAUAAUGGGAGGAAAUAUUGUCUGCCUAUUUAUUUGUGAUUAUAUUUAUUAUAUGGAAAUGCAUGUGCAUUAUUAACAAAAUGAAACUUUAUAGAAGUAUUAGGGAAGAAAGUUAAAGUCAUCUCUUCCCCCAGUACCCUGGUUCUUUCCUCUCCACCUCCCCAUAGGCAGCCAAAUCUAUGACUUUGGUGGGUUUCCUGUAUAUUGUCCUAUUUAUUGAAAUGGUAAGAUAAAGAAUUGUGUUUUAAGUUGGAAAACUAACUUUCUUUUCUUCCUUUCUUUUUGUUUUUCUUUUAUAAAUCGGGAUAUCAUGGUUUUUCCAAUUCAUCUUGUUAGAAAUGGAACCUCUCCAUUAGCCUGUCUGAAUGCAAUGCUUCACACUAACACUCGAAUAGGGGAUGGAACAUUCUUCAAAAUCCCUGGAAAGUCAGGCCUCUAUGCUCUCAAAAAAGAGGAGUCGUCAUGCCCAGUGGAUGGCACGUUGGAUUUAGUCUGUGAGUCUGAAUUGGAUGGUACAGAAAUGGCAGAGGCAAAUGCCAACGGAGAGGAGAAUGGAGUUUGUUCGAAGCAGGUAACUGAUGAAGCAUCUUCCACUCGAGAUUCAAGCCUUACUAACACAGCCGUGCAAAGCAAGUUAGUGUCUUCCUUUCAGCAACACACCAAAAAGGCUCUUAAACAGGCUUUGAGGCAGCAGCAGAAAAGAAGAAAUGGAGUCUCAAUGAUGGUAAACAAGACUGUUCCUCGUGUUGUUUUGACACCAUUAAAGGUGUCUGAUGAGCAGUCGGAUUCGCCUUCAGGAUCCGAAUCUAAAAAUGGUGAAGCAGACAGUUCAGAUAAAGAAAUGAAACAUGGGCAAAAAUCUCCCACUGGAAAACAAACAAGUCAGCACUUAAAACGAUUAAAAAAGUCUGGUUUAGGACACUUGAAAUGGACCAAAGCUGAGGACAUUGACAUAGAAACCCCAGGAUCUAUUCUUGUCAACACUAACUUGAGGGCAUUAAUAAAUAAACAUACAUUUGCUUCCUUACCUCAGCAUUUUCAACAAUACCUCCUGCUUUUGCUCCCAGAAGUGGAUAGGCAGAUGGGCAGUGAUGGAAUUUUACGCCUCAGUACUUCAGCUCUAAAUAAUGAAUUCUUUGCAUAUGCAGCACAAGGGUGGAAACAGCGACUGGCAGAAGGAGAAUUUACCCCAGAAAUGCAGUUGCGGAUAAGGCAAGAAAUUGAGAAAGAAAAGAAAACAGAACCGUGGAAAGAAAAAUUCUUUGAGAGGUUUUAUGGAGAAAAGUUGGGCAUGUCAAGAGAGGAAUCUAUGAAGCUCACUUCUAGACCAAACAAUGAUGGAGCUGAAAGUAGUUCCUCAUGUGGGACCUCUGGCCUUCCGGGUUCUUCUGCACAGACUGCCUUGGAAGAACAACAGCCAAAAAGCAUGAAAAGCCCAGAUUCUCCAGAGCCCAUUUUCUGUGCCACUCUUUGUCCUAUGGUAGAGGUUUCAGCUAAAGAUGUGAUGGCAGAAUCAGAAUCAGAGGAUAUCUUGAUCCCGGAAGAAUCUAUAAUUCAGGAGGAAAUUGCAGAAGAGGUAGAAACUAGUAUCUAUGAAUGCCAGGAUGAAAAUCACAAAUUUUCUGAGGAGUCUGAAAGUCCAAUCAACUCUCAAGAAGAGCCUCAUAUUGCAACUCCUGAAGAUAACUUGGAAUCUUGUGUUAUGAUGAAUGAUGUUUUAGAAACCUUACCUCAUAUUGAAGUUAAGAUAGAAGAGAAAUCAGAAUCUCCCCAGGAAGAAAUGUCGGUUGUUAUUGAUCAUUUAGAAGUCUGUGACUCUCUUGUUCCUUCCACUUCAUCUGUGACUCAUGUCAGUGACACAGAACAUAAGGAGCCAGAAACUGCAAUAGAGACCAAUACUCCAAAAAUAAAAACAGGGUCAUCUUCUCUAGAAGGCCAGUUUCCAAAUGAAGGAAUUUCUGUAGAUAUGGAGCUACAGAGUGAUCCUGAAGAACAGCUUUCUGAAAAUGCUUGCAUCUCUGAAACUUCCUUCUCUUCUGAGAGCCCGGAGGGAGCCUGUACCAGCCUGCCAUCCCCAGGAGGGGAAACCCAAUCCACGUCAGAAGAAUCAUGUACUCCAGCCUCCCUUGAAACGACAUUUUGUUCGGAGGUGUCCAGCACUGAAAAUGCAGACAAAUAUAAUCAGAGGAAUUCCACUGAUGAAAACCUUCAUGCAUCUUUGAUGUCAGAAAUAUCUCCAAUAUCCACUUCCCCUGAAAUAUCGGAAGCAUCUCUUAUGUCCAACUUACCAUUAACAUCUGAAGCAUCGCCAGUAUCCAACUUACCUUUAACAUCAGAAACAUCACCAAUGUCUGACCUACCUUUGACAUCAGAAACUUCUUCAGUGUCUUCCAUGCUGCUUGCCUCUGAGACCACUUUUGCAUCCAGUUUGGCACUUCCUUCAGAAACAUCUCCAAUCUCUAAUUCUUCCAUAAAUAAUAGAAUGAUGCAUCAACAAAGAAAGUCACCAUCUGUAUCUGAAGAACCACUGUCCCCACAGAAAGAUGAACCUUCUGCCCAGACCAAAUCCCUGGGAGAGAACCUUAACUCCCAGAAAAAGACUCUAUCCAAUACUCCUGAACCCAUCAUAAUGAGUUGUUCUUCCAUUGCUCCUGAAGCAUUUCCAUCUGAAGAAUUGCACAAUAAGACCCUGAGUCAGCAGCCUUGUAAAUCACAUGUUGACAAUGAGAAAUCCUACCCUGUGUCAAUUCCAGAACUUCCUUCUACUGAAAUUAUAAAAGUUAAAAAUCCUAGUGUCCUUCAAAGAACAGAAAAGAAAAUAGUAUCCUCACCAUUGGAAUUAUCUGUUUUUUCUGAAGACACAGAGAGUAAGGGAAAUGAGCUUCCAUCAAUCAAAUUACAGGAAAAGCAAUAUGCCUCCUCAGUGGAUAAGGCUUCAUUUUCGGAAGGUUCUAGAAGUAAAACACAUAAGCAAGGGAACACGCAGAGUCGGUUGGAGACCUUACAUACUUCGAAAUUGUCAGAGCCCUCCAAGUCACCUGAAGGGAUAAGAAAUGAAAGUAGAGAUUCAGAGAUAUCCAAAAGGAAAACUGCAGAGCAGCACAGCUUUGGAAUCUGUAAGGAAAAGAGAGCCAGGAUAGAAGACGAUCAGUCAACCCGGAACAUAUCCUCCAGCAGCCCACCUGAGAAAGAACAGCCUCCAAGAGAGGAGCCCAGGGUUCCUCCUCUCAAGAUACAGCUUUCCAAAAUUGGGCCACCUUUUAUAAUCAAGAGCCAACCAGUCUCCAAACCGGAGUCUCGAGCAUCCACUAGCACCUCUGUCAGUGGAGGCAGGAACACAGGAGCCAGGACUCUUGCAGAUAUCAAGGCCCGGGCCCAGCAAGCUCGGGCCCAGCGAGAGGCUGCUGCAGCUGCUGCUGUAGCUGCUGCAGCGAGCAUCGUCUCUGGAGCGAUCGGGAGCCCAGGAGAAGGUGGAAAGGCGAGAACCCUGGCACACAUCAAAGAGCAGACAAAAGCUAAGCUCUUUGCAAAACAUCAAGCCCGAGCCCACCUUUUCCAGACCUCUAAAGAGGCCCGAUUGCCUCCGCUCAGCUCAAAGGAAGGGCCUCCAAACUUAGAAGUUUCUUCUACCCCUGAAACAAAAAUGGAAGGUUCAACGGGUGUCAUUAUUGUCAAUCCAAACUGCAGAUCUCCCAGCAACAAGUCUGCACACCCCCGGGAGCCCGCCACUGUAUUACAACAGUCUCUUAACCCAACUAAACUUCCAGAAACUGCCACUGACUUAUCUGUGCAUAGUUCUGACGAAAACAUACCUGUGUCACAUUUAUCCGAGAAAAUUGUUUCAUCUACCUCUUCAGAAAAUAGCAGUGUGCCCAUGCUUUUUAAUAAAAAUUCUGUCCCUGUAUCUGUUUGCAGCACUGCUAUGUCGGGAACAAUUAAAGAACAUCCCUUUGUGAGUUCUGUUGAUAAAUCCUCUGUUCUAAUGUCUGUUGACAGUGCAAACACUACGAUUUCUGCUUGUAAUAUAAGCAUGUUAAAAACCAUCCAGGGAACUGACACUCCGUGCAUAGCCAUUAUACCAAAAUGUAUUGAAAGCACUCCCAUGCCGGCCACUACUGAGGGCUCUAGUGUAUCGAGCUCCAUGGAUGAUAAGCAGUUACUAAUACCAAGCAGUAAUGCUGGUAACUUAGUCUCCAGUCAGUACACCUCUGUGCCAACUCCCUCCAUUGGAAAUAGUUUGCCAAACCAUCUUUCCACUAGCUCUGUCUUGAUUCCCCCAUCGGGAAUUAACAACAGAUUUCCUUCUGAGAAGAUAGCCAUGCCUGGGAGUGAAGAACAGGCCACUGUCUCCAUGGACACCACUGUGAGAGCAGCCCUCAGCUGCAGUGAUUCCGUCGUGGUCACAGACUCUCUGGUUGCACACCCACCUGUCACAAUGUUUACUGGAAACAUGCUAACAAUAAACUCCUAUGAUAGUCCUCCCAAGUUAAGUGCUGAAAGCUUGGACAAAAAUUCAGGGCCUCGAAACAGGGCAGACAAUUCUGGGAAACCUCAGCGACCACCAGGGGGCUUCGCACCAGCAGCCAUAAACAGAUCAAUUCCCUGUAAAGUCAUAGUGGACCACAGCGCCACGCUGACCUCCAGCUUGUCUCUGACUGUCUCCAUUGAAAGUGCAGAGGCCAGCGUGGACCUCCAGGGCAGGUCAGUGAGGACAGAGGCAUCCAUACAGCCCAUGGCCUGUCCUCAGGUGUCUGUUAUUAGCAGGCCCGAGCCAGUUGCAAAUGAAGGCCUAGAUCACGGUUCUAGUUUCAUUGCCACACCUACAACGAAACAAGAUUGUAAGACGUUGCAAGCCACCUGCACAAGCCUCCGAGAAUUGCCCCUUGUUGUUCCGGAUAAAUUAAAUGAGGCGACUGCUCCUAGUCACAGCUUUGCCGAGCAGGCACGUGGCCCAGCUACUUUCAAAAGUGAAGCAGACACAACCUGUAGCAAUCAAUACAACCCAGGUAACAGGAUUUGCUGGACUGAGGAUGGGAUGAGGAGCACAGGACAGCCUCUGGUGAGUCACUCGGGUGCAAAUAAACAAAAAGAAUAUCUAGAUCAGAGCUGUCCAAAGGCUAUCAAAACUGAACAUGCCAGCUACUUGAACGUGUCAGAACUUCACCCCAGGAAUCUCAUAACAAACGUCACUCUUCCUGUGAAAUCCGAACUUCAUGAAGUGGACAAGGGCUUUAGAAUGGAUACUGAAGACUUCCCUGCCCCGGAGCUGCCGCCGCCUGCUGCAGAGGCAGCCUCUAGUGCACAACAAACACAGAAUGUGAAAGCUCCCACCUCGAGUCCCAUGGAAGAGGCGAUUUCCUUGGCUCCAGACACCCUGAAAAGAGUCCCUAGCACGGGCAGCUCAAGCUGCCGACUGUCGUCGGUGGAGGCUAACAAUCCACUGGUGACACAGCUACUACAGGGCAACCUGCCGUUGGAAAAAGUGUUGCCACAGCCCCGACUGGGAGCCAAGCUUGAAAUCAGCAGGCUCCCUUUGCCUCUUCAAACUACCUCAGUGGGUAAAACAGCACCAGAGAGGAAUGUUGUGGAAAUGCCGUCCAGCUCUCCAAAUCCAGAUGGCAAGGGAUACUUGGCAGGGACUCUCGCACCGCUACAGAUGAGAAAGCGAGAAAACCACCCCAAAAAGAGGGUGGCCAGGACUGUGGGGGAGCACACUCAAGUGAAAUGCGAGCCGGGGAAGCUGCUGGUGGAGCCGGAUGUGAAAGGGGUGCCUUGUGUGGUCAGCGCGGGCGCGAGCCAGCUGGGGCACAGCCAGCCGUUCAAGCCAGAGUGGCUGAACAAGCACUCCAUGCAGAACAGGGUCGUCCACAGCCCCGAGGUCAAGCAGCAAAAGCGGCUGCUCCCCUCGUGCAGCUUCCAGCAGAACCUGUUUCACGUGGACAAGAAUGGCGGCUUCCACCCCGACGCGGGGACCUCGCACAGACAGCAGUUUUACCAAAUGCCCGUGGCCGCCAGGGGCCCCGUUCCUACCGCGGCUCUGCUGCAGGCCUCUUCCAAGCCCCCAGUGGCGUGUAGCGCGUUUGCCUUCAACAGGCAUCUUGAGCAGAAGGGACUGGGAGAGGUCAGUCUCCCCGCAGCACCUCACCAGCUGAGGCUAGCCAACAUGCUGUCCCCCAGCAUGCCCAUGAAAGAAGGCGAGGAGGUGGGCGGCGCCACACAUGCCAUGCCAAACAAGGCUCUGGUGCAGCCGCCGCCCCCGCCGCCGCCCCCGCCGCCGCCCUUGGCUUUGCCCCCGCCGCCCCCACCGCCACCUCCACUACCUCCACCUCUCCCCAGCGCAGACGUCCCGCCCGAUCAAAAACAACCGCCAGUCACCAUGGAAACCACUAAGAGACUUAGUUGGCCACAGUCCACGGGCAUAUGUAGCAAUAUAAAAUCGGAACCUCUUUCUUUUGAGGAAGGUUUAAGCAGCAGCUGUGAACUGGGCAUGAAACAAGUUUCCUAUGACCAGAAUGAAAUGAAAGAACAGUUAAAAGCAUUUGCGCUAAAAAAUGCAGAUUUCUCUUCCUAUUUGCUUUCUGAGCCACAAAAGCCUUUUACCCAAUUAGCUGCUCAGAAAAUGCAGGUGCAGCAACAACAGCAGCUCUGUGGAAAUUAUCCAACAAUACACUUCGGUAGCACGAGCUUCAAAAGGGCGGCAUCUGCCAUUGAAAAGUCCAUUGGGAUUUUGGGAAGUGGCUCCAACCCGGCCACGGGCCUGCCAGGUCCGAAUGCUCAGAUGCCCAUUCAGAACUUUGCCGACAGCAGCAACGCGGACGAAUUGGAACUGAAAUGCUCUUGCCGGCUGAAAGCCAUGAUUGUGUGCAAAGGCUGUGGGGCCUUCUGCCAUGACGACUGCAUAGGUCCUUCAAAACUGUGUGUAGCAUGCCUAGUUGUACGAUAAAAGCUGAGUGAAAGAUGCAGUAUCCCUUUUCCACACGGAAAAGCCAGACAGCAUCCGCAACAACAAAUUGAAAAACACGGUCAUUUAUAUCAUGCUAAUUUAUUUUGCUUUGGAACAGAUUAUCUUUUCUCUAUGGGAUUAUUGUUUUCUUGCAUUUCUCUCAUAAAGGGAAGGAUGCCUCCCAACCAAAUGGCUUGGUGGCGUAUCUUUUAUGUAUUUAGUUGCCAUCCCCAGCUUUGGAAAAUUUCUGUCUAUGUGUAUACAGGUCACUGCCCCAUUCUUUUCUUUUUUUUUAUUCUUUUAACCCCGGUGUAGAUAGGAAAAGGACAUUUUUCAUUACUUAAUGACCAGAAAUGCAGAUGUAGAAAGAAGUUGAUAAAAGUGAUUUGAAGUGGUUAUGCAUUUUUCUGUAGAUUAGCCAUUACAGCAAAGGUUUUUACAGCUGAUUUUCCUGGACUUUGCCACAAUUAUUAAGUCAUUUGAACAAGGGAAUCUGAUUUAAAUGUGUGAUUCCUUGUAUUUAUUCAUAUCCCAAAAGUUAUAUUAGACGAGGUGUGCCAUUAAUGAAAUCCACUCUCCUGAUUAUUCUUUUUCUUCCAUUUUUACUCUUUCUCAGAGACUGUGCAGAAGAUCUAGAUCUGCCUUGGAUUUUGUGCACAUAUUGUAGUGAAAUGUGUCCUGCACCUGAGAUGGCAGCAAAGGCCUGGUGCCCAGGAAUCUGAUUGUAGCCAUUUGACACCUGAUAAUGUGAGAUCAGUUGGCAACAGACAGUUAUAGGCCAGAGGGUUUUGGAGCUUCAUGUGUGGCUUUUAAGAGCAAGUUUGAAAACAAUGUCCUAAAAUUAAAAGCAAAAGAAUAAAAUGCUGUAUAUGCACAUAUAAAUGGGUUGAAAAUGUAAAUAUUAGUCCAUUAUAUUCACUCUAAUACAAUUACUAGAUAUUAAAAUGGGGGGGGAAAUAAUUGUAGUCCUUCAUUGGUGACACCCAUGCAUUCUGGCUUCUGACCUUGCAGAAGUCAGACACCUCUUUAUAAAAGUGUCAGUGAUAGAAGGGAGACUACCCAAGGCUGAGAAGUUGGCAUUUUUCAGAAGAAAUUUUUUUUCUUAUGAUUCACCACCUAUGUCUUUGACUCUGAAAUAAUCCUUAUUUUCAAGAAUUGUUCUAGGUAUGGCAUAGUUUGUUUUCUCCUUCAGGUGAAUCCAAUAGAUUCUUCAUUUUUAAAGGAACUGCUUUUGAAAAAGGGAUACUGCAUCUUACAGUUAUCUUCAGUGUUUAUCCAGUAAAGUCUGAAUGUUGAGUAUUUGAGCUGCCAUUCCAUACACUUUGGCCACUCUCAUGCCGGAGAACAGCUGUAGUUCAGAAGGCUCUGUUCCCAAAAGCAAGUUCAAAAGCACAUGCACAUUGUGGGAAGAUAAAAGAAAACAAAAACCACGUCCAUUUAACUUCCGAUUACAGAGCACAAAAUGUGGAGUGCCAUUAACCCAUUGAUUGAUUGUGGCUGUAGAAUUAAAAAAAAAAAAAAAAAAAGCAAAAACAUGGGGGGAAAUCAUCUGUAUCCAGGGUAAGAGUGACAGAUAUUUUCACAUGGGAUCAUCCUAAUCCAAGUAAACUUUUUGACAUUCCUUUAAAACACGUCUUAAAAGUUGACUGGAUUGAGCAGAAAUUACAUUCCUGAAAAAAACGAACGCUCGUGGUUUUUUAUAAUAACUAUGGUAUAUGUUUUUUCCCCUUCAUAUUUAUUAUUGUGAUGUUGCCAAAUUUCUUUAGGUGAUAGAGACAUCAUUUUGAAUAACAAAUUGCUGAUAGUGAAAGGUACUUUAUCUUCAUAAGAAAAAAGCCAAGAAAGGCCUGCUGCUGUGGCCCCGAUUCAGUGCUUCAGUGCUUCAGAAUUGUCACUUGUGUUUUUCACAGUAUAAUUACCAAAAUUAACAACUGAGAAAGUUAGCAAUGCACUUAACCGGCCCUUCCCAAGGAAUGCAGCAUAAGUUCCAGCAUCAUACCAGGCUGUACUGGGAUGCCAUCCUUAUCAGUGGUGUCUUUAUGGUCUGCUUGGCUGUGAUAUCUUGAUUCUGAAGAUCAUGCUCUUAGUCUCACAGUGGGGCACCUCUAUGAUACAGACACUUGCAUGCCAAUUCCUUCUUCCAAAUCCAGUCACUGCUAUACCAGUGUCAGUACUGUCUACACCAGCAGAUUGAAAACUACCACAUCAGUAACUGACACAAUGUUGAAAGAAACUGCAGUCUACAAACCCUUUGCAUUCUGUAUGUAAGGUAUAAUUGAGGCCAAUGGGAUACUGAGCUCAUUAUCAGUUCUGUCUUUGUUAAAUACUGCCUGCAAGUUGCUUACUGGGAAUAAAGAGAAGUGUCCUUCUGUAUGUUUUGCUUUUUCCCAUAAUAGGUUUGGAGAAUCAGUUGUUGAUAGUGCAUGGAUUCUGUUAUCCAGGUCCAAAGAACAUAAUUUUUCUGUGCCCUUGCUCUUUUUUGCCCCAGUUCAAAUUCCUAGUGUUCUAAUAUCAUUUAUAUAACUGAAAAAGUAAUAUCUUUUUGGCUAAAAAAGUAAUGGCAAGGAAGAAGAGAAAUUCAGAAGUAAAAUGUGGAUCAGAUAUUCUAUAGGUGUCCAUUUAAUAUAUAUACAAAAGCCAGUAUAUUUGAAUUAGGUUAAUAGGUUCUUAGUUUCCAGAUUUCUACAUGUGUCUGCCUAUGUGCAAAUGGAGUAUGUUAUUUACUACAUGGUUAUUGUGGUGUAAUGUGCAAAUUUUAGUAUGUGCAUUAUCCUGAUUACUGGACACUAUUUUAUCCCUAUCAGGAAUAGAACUUGCACAUGCAACAUGCAAUUUUUGUUUUUUAUCACAAAGGAUGUAUUUCCCUAAGUAGCACUUUUGGAGCAGGGGAAGGAAGAAAACUGCUAUUCCCUAAACCCCCUCCUAUAUGAUAUGCAUAUGCCUGAGGUGUAUAAAGACAUUUAGUUAGUUAAUGGGCAUGUUAAUAAGAGCAUUUUGAUGCAAAUUCAUUUUCAAAAUGAAAAUAUUUUUUCUCCCCCAAAGUGAGAAUAGCAGAAAUUUUGGUGAACUGAGCACCAUAGUUAUAUAUGAUAUUUCCCUGCAAAGGUCUAGUUUGAAGAAAAAACUUGAAAACAAGCCUAUGAGGUUGAGCCUGGUUGCUAUAAAGACUUUAGGGUGGUAUGUGUUUUGGGGAUGAGCUAUAGGAGGUUUAGUUGAUUUCUGGACCUUGGAUAUUCUUACUCGGUUCAAAAUAAACACGGAAACAAACCAGUGCAUAUGGUGCUUCCUAAGGCAGUCGAGAGUAAGAAUAUAGGUUGCUGCAGCCCCAUUUCCUUUACAAACAUUCAACUCGCACAAUUUAAAAAGAAGCAGUUAUUGUGGCCUCUGGUUUUCCAAUCCCUCCGUGAAGGUGAAAUUCCAGGUUUUGGAAGCUGAAGCCAAGCUUAGGGUCGCAUGGUCUUCUAUGGUGUUGAGGCGCCCAGCACAGCAGUAGCUGCCUGGUGGGAGUGACUCCUCUGAGCAUGCAGAGCCCAGAGUCAAUGUCCAUCUGUGUUCCCAGAGAACAAUGUGAAGGGUCCUAGAAUGGGAACUCGUCAGACUGUCAGGGGCCUAUGUAGCCAAAAUGUCACUGAAUAUAAAAAUCCUGUCGUCUUCAGUCCUCAUGCUUUGUCACUGUAAAACAAACAAAAAGCAUUUUUACUAUAAUUUAAAGGAGCUGCUUUUUUAUAGCACAUACUAUUUCGCUUUGUACUAUAUUUGAUAGUUGCAGAAUAAUUUAGACUGUAGAAAAACUCUGUUGUAUUUGUACUGUUCAUGAAUGUUUCAAAGAAAGUGCUUUACUUGGUUGCCAUAAUUUUCUUGUACUGCUGUAUUCCCCUCGCUUCAUGGAAACCUAAUCUGAUUCAUAUUUUCAGUAGUUUUUUUUUUUUUUUUUUUAUGGGUGUUUGAGUGUAUUUUUUUUUUUUUUUGGUCAGUAUUCUGAAUGUUUACAUCUGUUUGACAUUAGCCAUUUAAUGCCUUUUUUAAAAGGCGGUAUUACUCCUACAGUGUAACAGCAAAAUGUGAAAUCAACCCAAACAUAACAUGCAUGACAAACACAGAUUGGGGGCAAAGGCCCUGAACAUACAUAGACAUUUUAUAUCAGCAUACAGAAAAGUAAAAUCCUCCUUCAGUCCUCUACCAAAGAAUAUAUUAAUCCCACAGGAAAAACUCAGAAAAGGUGUGUAAAAUCCUCAGAAGGAGGAGCAGUUGAUUCAGUGAGACUGCUACAAUUUAAUACUGUUACGCUUGCUUUGAUACCUGACUAAAUGUGACUGAGUGCAACAAGCAUUUAAAAAAUUUUUAGACAGUGUUUGUUUAGAAUUCAGGGAUCAUGCAUUCUUUAAUGGUGCUGUUUGUUUUUUAUUUCUUUUCUACAAAGAAAACAAGUGUUGCCUACAAAAGUGACUGCUCACAAUACCAUAAGUUAAAUGAAAUGAAAUGUUUGUCUCUUCAUGUUUCUCUGUUUUUUUUUCCCUUUCUCAAAGUAACAACUUGGGUUUCAAUAUUAAAAUAUUCUGGAGAAAAUAAAGGAAUCAAACAUGAAA
Molecule: messenger RNA, 12544 nt
Organism: Microcebus murinus (gray mouse lemur)
Lineage: Eukaryota; Metazoa; Chordata; Mammalia; Primates; Cheirogaleidae
Source: RefSeq, a predicted model, not a curated record